AUGUCUUCGUUCUUAUGCUUCAUUUGUCAUAACGCUGUUAACGCAGACACAACUGAAGAGACACGUGAAAAGUAUAGAGAAGUUGUGACUAUGAAUCUAUGCCCUGACUCCCAGUUGUGCUAUAUCUGCUGUCACAUGGUCAAUAAGCUGUGGGUUUUCAAGUCAAUUUGUAUUAAGCGAAGCCAUGAGUAUCCUGUGCUGUUUAGUGAAAAAUCUUCAAUCAAUUUACACAGAAGUGAUAUUGAAACACUUAUAUUAUGUCCAGAGGAAACUUGUUUAACAAACAGCGCUACCCAGCUGUAUUUUCGUUACACCGAUGAUAACAAAGAUCAGAGCAAUGAUUAUGUUAAGUUUGAUGACGAGAACAAUGACUUUGAUGAAUAUAUACCACAAGACACUGCAGAAGAUUGUUCAGCUGCCAUUGAACCUUAUAACGAAGAAUCGGUGUCAACAGAACCUUCUAGAACGCAGUUGAAGUUAGAAUUUGACGGUUCAGAGGCAGUCAAUGAUUUUAAAGGCUACGGUUAUAUAAACACGGGUAUAGGAAGUUUCGAAGAUGCUGAAUUCAAUGAUGCAGAUUUUAAAACUGAGGAGAAUAAUGAAAAUAAUGAAGAUGUUGAUCAUGAAAGUAUAACUAAUAAUUUGAAUGGAGAAAUCGUUGAGGAAACAGACAACCCUAAACACAACAUCACAAGUAAUAACAUCGUAGAGGAUUAUAAGAAGACUCUUCUCUCUGUAGAAGAGCAGAAAGGAGAGUUAGAAGGUCAGAGAAGAAGCAAGAAGUACUUGGACGCUGAGUUCAAAUGCUAUAAUUGUGCUUUGGGAUUUUUAUUCAAGGAUUCUUAUCAAGCUCAUAUGAUGCGGCAUGAAGAGUCCAACGGCGAAUACGUGUGUCUUCUGUGCACGCUUCGCUUCGCUAGCACCGCCGUGCUUCGCGCACAUCGAGCCGUGCACAGAGAGCGAUAUGUCUGUAGUCACUGCGGUGUUAAAGUGCGAAAGAGACAACGAGAUACUCACGCUAGAAAGUGUCAUAAGAAAGAAGAUGACAGCGCCGCGUGCCAUUUAUGUGGGAACGUUUUUCAAAAUGCCAGUUGCCUCCAACAACAUUUGAAACGGUUUCACAUGAGUAGAACUAGUAAUCGCACCUACUCGUGCAACGUCUGUGGCAAGAGUUAUGAGAACCAAGCCGCCGUCAGAACACAUAUGAUAAAGCACAUUCAACGUAAGUUUACUUGCGACGUGUGUUCAGCGAACUUCAGUAGCCCGUACACCCUAACCCAGCAUAAGAAGAAACAUUCCAUUACAAGUACUGACAAGCCGCAUGUUUGUGUAACUUGUGGGGUGGGGUAUACCACCAGGAAGAGUUUACUGGCUCAUAUGAGGACGGCCCUUCAGCAUCAGGAGAGAGUGUAUGACUGCCCAAUCUGCAGCCGUAUUUGCCCAAAUCCGAGUGCUUUAUCGUCCCACAUAUCCCGAGUGCAUUCGGCGAACAAAAAUUUUUCAUGCAACUUAUGCGGUUACAAGUACACGAGUCGCAAGUCCCUGUUACGUCAUGUCCGAGAGCAUACGUCACGGGCGAAAGUCAAAGAAGUGCAGUGUCAUCUCUGUGGCAAGAGCUUUAAGGGUAACAGCAAACUCAAUAGACAUUUGAGGGAAGUAUGUGGCAAGGAUAAAUUAGAAGAAGAAUUGUCAGCUUAUCACGAACAACAUAAUUCUAUAUUAUAA
Arctia plantaginis is the source of this 1725-nucleotide messenger RNA. NCBI's taxonomy places the organism in Eukaryota, Metazoa, Arthropoda, Insecta, Lepidoptera, Erebidae. The record is from the annotation of a GenBank genome assembly.